Heterocephalus glaber (naked mole-rat) is the source of this 1344-nucleotide messenger RNA. It is a transcript of the gene Cdkn2d, whose product is annotated as cyclin dependent kinase inhibitor 2D. NCBI's taxonomy places the organism in Eukaryota, Metazoa, Chordata, Mammalia, Rodentia, Bathyergidae. Gene Ontology annotation, cellular component: nucleus. Gene Ontology annotation, molecular function: protein binding. The record is from RefSeq and is a predicted model, not a curated record.
UGGGAGGAGACCCGGCCCACUAGGGGCGGGCGUCGGGCAGGGCCCGGCCAGCGACCGAGGGUUGGGCCGGGUUCCCAGCCGCGUUCACUAAGGGCUUGGGUGACAGGAGGAGGAGCCGGCUGCGAGGGCGGGGGUCGCAGUCGAACGCAGGCCGGGCGGCGAAGCGAGGCGGCCCAGGCCGGGACCCGCGCGCUCCCCGCACGCACUGACCACGCCGGGGCGGGGGCUCCGCAGGCCACCCGUGUCACCAUGAUGCUGGAGGAGGUCCGCGCCGGCGACCGGCUGAGUGGGGCCGCGGCCCGGGGAGACGUGCAGGAGGUGCGCCGCCUGCUGUACCGCGAGCUCGUGCACCCGGACGCCCUCAACCGCUUCGGCAAGACGGCGCUGCAGGUGAUGAUGUUUGGCAGCCUCACCAUCGCCCAGGAGCUGCUGAAACAGGGUGCCAGCCCCAAUAUCCAGGAUGCCUCUGGCACCAGUCCGGUCCACGAUGCAGCCCGAACUGGAUUCCUGGACACCCUGAAGGUCCUCGUGGAAUACGGCGCUGAUGUCAACAUGCCCGAUGGCACUGGGUCACUGCCCAUCCACCUGGCGGUGCGUGAGGGCCACGCCUCGGUGGUCAGCUUCCUGGCUCCGGAGUCUGAUCUCCAUCACAGGGACGCCGCGGGGCUCACACCUCUGGAGCUGGCACGGCAGAGGGGGGCUCAGGACCUCUUGGACAUCCUGCAGGGGCACAAGGUGAUCCCACUGUGACCCAGGGCCACCUGCUCCAGCCAGUGAACCUUGUGGGUUUAUCUAUCCGAAGAGGAGGGAAGAAACACUCUCUCCUCUAAGAUCCUGCCCACUGAGGAAGGGGGAGGAGGACCAGUUUGUGGCUUAUUGGUGUUGAUUUCUGGGAUGUGUGUGUUUGGGGGACGUUUCUCAUUUGUUUUCUCACCCUUUUGGUGUGUUGGACAGAGAAGAGCUCUGCUAGGCGACAGACACCUGAACGGUUCAGUUUCUUCUGCACCCCAGGGGUGCAGACAUGACCCAAGGGCAGAGCGUUAAAGCCCCAGCCGGAGUGAAGUAAUUGCUCCCAGGACUCCUGGAACCUGGUGACCUUGGCCAGCUGUGCUCGGAGAGAGUACUGAAGUCUGCACCCUGUUUCGCCCAUGGGGGGAGGGGGAAGCGUUCCAGAUUAAUUAAAGGGCAACAUGAGUUCUUUCAUAUUUUGUUGGAAGCUUUUUUCCAAUCUCUUGUACAGCGUUGAAAAAGAGAGAUUCUAUUUAUUAAGCUUUAUUGAAAAAAUUGUUGUGUGUGUGAUAAUUUAACGUUUUUACCCAUUAAAUUAAGACUUGUGCAUGUUCA